Triticum dicoccoides is the source of this 1110-nucleotide messenger RNA. RefSeq lists its product as uncharacterized. The transcript has 3 exons. Bases 102 to 854 code for a protein of 250 amino acids. The record is from RefSeq and is a predicted model, not a curated record. Lineage: Eukaryota; Viridiplantae; Streptophyta; Magnoliopsida; Poales; Poaceae.
CUUAUGGAUCUACAUGCUCCCUGCAGCUGCAUUGUCUUCUCCGCACGGCGGCGCCUUCUUCAACUGAACUCCGCAUCACCUCUUCGAUUCGCCCUACGCAGAUGAACUCCACCGACCAGGGAUUACAGGUCACCAUGGUCGCCGACCAGCUCCUUGAUCAGAACGCGAUGGCCGCCGACGAGCUCCGUGAUCAGAUCACGUUGGCGCCCGAGAAACUCCCUGUUCCUAACCCAGCGCCUUCCGCCUGCUCCACCAACAACUGUCUGCGGGGCCUUGCACAGGAAGAUGACUAUGUAAUACUGAUUCCUCUUUCCCACAUCUUUGCCCUCAUGCUGCGAGCUCUCAAGUUGCCCCCUGCGACUUACCAACACAAGCCAUAUCCGGGCAAUGAGUCUUGUGUGACGGUUACUUUCAAUUCAUCGUUGCAAUUGAUCGAGGGUUUACUUGUUCCAACCUCAAUAUCUGGUGUGAUCUCAAAAAACUGUGAUGAAGCAGAAGACAGUGCUGCUAUGGCAGCCAUUAAGUUUAUGGAGGAUGUAUGUGGCAAGGAAGUCAGGGAUUAUCACUACAUCCAUGUUAAAAGGCUGGAAAGUAAGGUGACACACCUAAUAAGGUUGCUGGUUGCAGCAAACAAAACAAUAAAGAAGGCACGCAGAGGAUGGUACUAUGCUGCCAGAUAUAUGAACUCGUAUUCCAACCAGAUACAGAAUACGACCGUUACUCGGUACCUAAGAGGGCAUGACAGCACCAAAUGGGCUAUGAAAACGGCACUCGCAAGCACGGGAAAGUUGGCAAAAAGGCUACGUUAUAUUGGCAUGAAAUCCGAGCAGCACCUAGAGACCACGGUCUGGUGAUCUUCGGUCAGCGCAUCGUACCCAACAUGUUUACAGAUCAUUGCCUUUGCCCUUUUGAUGUUCUUUUGAACAAAAACUACAUAUUCUAUGGAUUGCUGUUAUCGUCAAGUGUACUUUCUGUUGUUAUCGUUAAGUGUGGUUUCUAUGAAUGUAUGCUGUUUGGUGACUUCCCAUGUUGUGCACGUGAAUGAUCUUUGUUUCCAACGGAUUCUUCGGUGAUUCUUCCUGUUAUAUAUGAAUCUCCUUUAAUUUUUUU